AUGAACUGGGUCGGUGGCAGUCGAAGCAGAAUCAUAUUAAAGCAAGAAAGGAGAAAACAAAAGGAAUAUUUUGAAAGAAAGAAACUUAAGUCGAAAAUGAAGGUCCUGGAAGUAUCAUCUCCUAAGAGUUCAGCAGUCAGUUUGGAUCUUCUUAAUCUAUAUGUGGUUAACCAGAUAUCAAUCAAAAAAGACAACACUGAGAACAUGCGGAAGCCAGUCCACAUUGAUAUCACUGAAGAUGAAAAAAAACCUAUCAGGAGACAUAACUUGGAGCUUCCCACGUCACCCCUACGAACACAGCACAAGUCAAACUUAGACAUUCUCCAGAGCAGGUUACAAAAGCAAGUUUUGGACAGCAGAAGACAGCAUCUCUCAGAAAAAGUAAAAUACCAACAUAAUCUGUCACAAGGAACGGAAUUACGCUAUAUUGAUUCUAGUAUGGAAAAUGAAGACAACAUGGCAAGAGUUUUUAGUGCUUGUCCAUUUUCCUCCUCUGGUUGUCAGUUCUCUAAGCAUACACAACUUUCAGAAGAAAAUUUCAACACAAACCUAAUGGGCAACAUUUGGGAAAAGACCUAUGAAAAUAAGCUGCAAAACCAGCCAGGAAACAGCUUUGAUCAAGACCCUUGGAAUACAAAACCUCCAACCCAGGGUAUUUUCAGGAAGUCUGAUACAGUGCCUCAGGAACUGCUGUUCAAGCCGUUUGAUAGGCCAGACUGCAUGAAUUCAGCCAGGAAAAAUCCAGUGAUAAUAGCCAGUAAUGAAUCAGACAACUGUGAAGGAAAACAAGAACCAAUAUUUGAUGUUGUGAAAGAAAUUGAAGAACUAAAAGGUCCCCAAGAGGGAAGUGGUUGUUCCUUUCUGGCACUAUUUGAAGAGGAGACUCAACCAAUCCAUAAUAAUCCUUCCACAAAGCAUUUUAAUUCUUUUUCUAACCAAAGCAACACUGAUGUUUUUUUCACUGUUCCUGAUGUUAGAAAUCAAAUUACCAACAGAAAUUAUUCUUAUGAUACUGAAAGGGUUUAUCCUGCAAUCAAUGCAAAAGAAAAUUCAGUAGACAGACACCUUGAGGGCAUUUUCACAGCUCCAGAACAGGUUUUCCUUAAAAGUAACAAUGCAUCAAGUACAAGCUAUGAGGAAACCAGUAGACUUCAUAAAACCCACCUGCAGAAAUGCCAUGAGGGACAGCACUACUUCAUACCCUGUGAAAUGAAAGGAAAAAGAGCAAACCUUGAAAAAAUUGAGACAUUUGCUUAUCACCAUGAUCAGCAGAAUGGCCUAAAGGAGAAUGUGCAUAAUUCUUCAAGAAAAAAAAGGUGAAACUUUGUGUUUGCAUUCCUCAGUGAUGACAAGCCUGUGAAAGAAACAGCCUGGAAUCAGAACCAUCUCUUUAUAUUUGAAGAGUUCACAACAGCACAAGAGGAAAGAUAUAAGUUUGGAGUGAGUUCAUAUCUUCAUGAGAUGGAGAUGGGUUAUUUUCAAGAUGUGGAGUCACCACUCAGCAGCCUGUCUCACAGUUAUUCCCCAAGGCAGACUGAGAGCUAUUUGAGCUCUAGUCCUGACACAUCUGAAGAAGAAGAGACAGCCAAAAAGAAGGAAUAUCUGAAUGAACAGUUCUUGAAGGCACAUGAUGCCUCCCUAUUCUCAGCCUCAGCAAGCAGAGAGGCUCCCAAGAGCUCCCACACAGAAAGUGUGGGUACGCAGCCCAGCAGUACUUUGGCUAGAGAAGAAGCAAACAAUCUUCAGGAGAAAAACUUUGUUUUUUGUGCCACAGAGGUGGAAAAUAAAACCCACACAGCCUUGUCUCAGGGUGCAUCACACCGUGCUCCUAAGAGGGAGCAUGUCACUCGCAGCACCAGGUGCGAUGUUUGGUCGCAGACCGAGGGCUGUGUGACAGAAAUAGAGAAGGUGGAUGUGGGCACCCAGUGUGGCACCUUGAGGGUGUGCAGCUGUGGGGGAUCCCUCCCCGCUGCCCGCAGCCCGGGCGGGGUUCGUGCACCCAGCACUGCCGGCGCUGCAGGAGAGCACGAACGGCCGGUGCAGGAGGUGCCGCAGCCCGCGGGCACCGGCAGCGCAGCUGGGACAGACGCCCUCUCCUCGGAGACCGAGUACCUCAGUUUGGCUGGCAGAAGGACUCUAGAGGUGCUGAACUACAUUGAUAAAAUGAAGGAGAGAAAUAUGCAGUGA
Pseudopodoces humilis (Tibetan ground-tit) is the source of this 2187-nucleotide messenger RNA. NCBI's taxonomy places the organism in Eukaryota, Metazoa, Chordata, Aves, Passeriformes, Paridae. The record is from RefSeq and is a predicted model, not a curated record.